Messenger RNA from Daphnia pulicaria, 1337 nucleotides. RefSeq names its product chitin deacetylase 1-like. Gene Ontology annotation, molecular function: hydrolase activity, acting on carbon-nitrogen (but not peptide) bonds. The transcript is spliced from 8 exons. NCBI's taxonomy places the organism in Eukaryota, Metazoa, Arthropoda, Branchiopoda, Diplostraca, Daphniidae. Bases 132 to 1175 code for a protein of 347 amino acids. Gene Ontology annotation, biological process: carbohydrate metabolic process. The record is from RefSeq and is a predicted model, not a curated record.
UGCAAUGUUUUCCAUAAAAAAUCUGGCAAUUCUCUUAAUGUUUUUAAAUUUUUAAUGUUACUCAUUCGCUAACACUAGAACAAACCAAUGGUUGUGACAGUACAACAUGCAUACUACCAGAUUGUUUUUGCAUGAGCACAACUCCUCCGAUGGGCCUCAAUCCGGAAGAGAUUCCGCAAAUGGUAUUCAUGACGUUCGACGAUGCUGUGAGUAACUGGAUGUACCCUACCUACGAAAAAAUAUUUGGCAACAGAACUAAUCCCAACGGAUGCGACAUUGGUAUGACUUUUUUCGUAACCCACUUGGGGGGGACAAACUAUCAGUUAGUCAACGAAUUUUUCAACAGGGGCCAUGAAAUAGCAUCUCACAGUGUGAGUCAUAAAGACGAUUAUCCGUAUUGGAUGAAUAAUUCCAUUGCAUUUUGGGAAAGAGAGGCCGGCCGUCAGAGAGAAAUCAUAACCACUUAUAGCAAUAUUCCUAUAGAUCAAAUCCAGGGCUUUCGUACUCCAUACUUACAGACAGGUGGUGACGCAACUUUCACCGCCCUGCAAAAUUUGGGGAUAAAUUUCGAUUCAUCGUUAUCGACCAAAAAUUUUAUGGAUCCCCCCAUAUGGCCAUUUACAAUGGAUUACGGUGUUACUCACGAAUGCAUGGUACCUCCAUGCAGUGUUGAAACACAUCCUGGUCUAUGGGAUAUCCCCGUCAUUAAUUUUCAAAGCGGUGAAAAUGGUACCGUGUGCAACACGCCGGAUUUUCUCUGUUUCCCAUCUUAUGCCAAUCUAACAGCUUCGGAAGUUUUUGACUUCUUUAUGUUCAACUACGAGCGCUAUAACAAAACUAGAUCACCUUUUGGUAUUUAUCAACACAUUUAUUGGCUCGCCAACAGCCAGGAUGUCCUGCAAGGAUUCUUACAAUUCAUCGACUUUUUGCUAGGCCUUGACCAUGUUUAUUUCGUCCCAGUAAGCAAGGGAAUAGAGUGGAUUAGACACCCCCUGACGUUAGCGCAAAUGGUGAACAACGACGUUUUUGGUUGUGAUCCUUCGUCCAACAAUCGGGAGCCAGUGCCGUGCCCAGAGCCACAAGUUUGUUAUUACCCUGAAUCUGUUCCAGGAGGCGAACAAAACAUGGGAUCUUGUGUGCCUUGUCCUUCCGAAUAUCCUUGGCUGGACGUAUAGGCGACGUAAACCUUAAAAAACUAAUGAUCGUUUCGCGCUCCAAUUCUAAUGCAAUUGUUAGUCUUGACUUUGCUGUCUUUCCAGCCAACGCACAGAAUAUAUCUUGCCGUUAGUUUAGAAUUGUAAAAUAAUAUGUUGUUCAUUACACAGUUACUGUGAAAA